AUGAAGGACCGAUUCAACGACAACCCGUUCCCGGACGUACAUGUAUCCGAUGCCGAACGCCAGGAGCUGAUCAAACUCGUGGACGGAUACGUGGACGACUACGUCAAGAAGUACGAGGAGUUCGUGGAGGUCGGCAAGCGCAAAGUGGACAAGCGGCGCUGGGACCACAUCAAGUCCAAAGACAACAUCCACGUUUACACGGAGCGAACGCGGAAGGAGCUCAAGCGCAUGGGCAUCGAGCCCGACAACUCCCUCAGUGCAACGCAGCGACUAAAAGGAGAAGCCGCAGCAGCGAAGGACCUUCCUGUGAUGCUGAGCGUCGGCACGCUCGUGGGCGAGAUGGACGACCUCAUGUACGGUGUUGUGAACCCCACACUCGACGACAUGCGCCUCAAAGCUUCUUACGUGCACGAUCUCGACAACGCAGCCGUGCUCUGUUCCGUCAUCACACCCAGCAAGACGGACCCGUACCGCUCGCUGGUGAUCAAGUGGAUGUCGAACGACAUGCCGUUCCAGGCCACCAGCUUUGUAAAGAGCCGCGACAUCGUCUACAUCGAGGCCACGGGCACAGUUUACCUCGAGGACGGCGAGCGGGUCGGCUACCACUUGAUGCACUCCAUCGACUUCCCGCAGACCAAGCCGCUGCCCAACAAGAUCCGCGCCAACUUGUCGCUGUUCGCGUGCUAUCGACAGCUCGACCGCAAUGUGAUCGACAACUUCGCGUGCGCCACGGUGGACCCCGGAGGCCACAUCAUGCGCAGCCUCUUGGUGAACGUGGCGGCUGGAGCCAUGUUCUGCGUGACCAACUACGUGUACUGCGGGCAGAUGAAGAAGCUGGCGUGGCUGCUGCAGCAGCAACACGCGUCCGUAGAUUACCCGGCCAAGAAGGCCGAGAGCAGGAAGCACUGCGUCGUCUGCGCCAAGAAGUUCUCCAGUGUCAUCGGCAGCAUUGGCAGGAGCUCGUGCAAAAUCUGCUACGGCAGCGUGUGCUACUCGUGCAAGAUCCGCCAGAACAUCAGCUUCAUCGUGGUGGGGGGCAAGUUGAUUCAGCGCAAGGUGGUGGUCUGUGCCAAGUGCAUGGGCGAGGCCACUCAGUGGAACGCGGAGGAGAUCGCAAGGGACCAACUGUCGGUCUACGAGGCCUGCAAGAGCGACGACGGCUGCAGCUACGUGGCAUGUACAGUCUCCUGCGAGAUGUCGUUCUUGGAAUCCUCCGCGUCGGUGCUUGAGGAGUAUGAAAACUGGCAGGAUAUUUAG
Phytophthora sojae is the source of this 1257-nucleotide messenger RNA. RefSeq lists its product as hypothetical. The transcript has a single exon. The record is from RefSeq and is a predicted model, not a curated record. The coding region runs from base 1 to 1257 and encodes 418 amino acids. NCBI's taxonomy places the organism in Eukaryota, Oomycota, Peronosporomycetes, Peronosporales, Peronosporaceae.